CCUAAAGCAAUAAAUUGUUUCCGGUGGCCGGAGGAAUGGAAAAGGUCUCCGUGACUCGACAGAAUUCCGAUGAAUUCGACAAAUUCCUAGACGGAGCGGCGAGUUUUGCUGAUAUGAUGUUUGGGUUCAUGGACGAAAGCAAAGAUUUAAACGAAAAAAAAUCGGGAGACUUCGUCGGCGGCGGCGACGAUGAGGAUGAUACACAGGUUGAACAGAGGAUAAUUUUCUGGGAAAACCAAGAACGGCUUCUUCAGGCAACGUUGUUUCGAACUACUUCUCUAGAAUUGAAAAUUCGACGAGCUACGAAAGAAGCAUUGAGUGAACUGAAUACGGUGGGAGUGCAAUGUGCUUGUCGGAGACCGGUGGCCGGACAAUGCCGGAGAUGUUUACAAAGGGAACUCUCGGUUCGUCUCCAAACCGCAGGUUUCAAUUGUUACACAUGCAAGUCCAAGUGGAGGAGCUCCCCUGAAAUUCCCUCCGGGGAGUACACGUAUUUAGAAGUACUCGACAAAUCGAAUCCCAAAAGAGGUAACGUAACGGUGGUGAUCGAGUUGAAUUUUCGAGCCGAAUUCGAAAUGGCGAGGGCCAACGAAGAUUACAACAAGUUAACCGCUCUGCUACCGGAACUGUUCGUCGGCAAAACGGAGAGGCUGAGAGCAUUGAUCAAAAUACUAUGCGUGGCAGCCAAAAAAUGCAUGAAAGAGAAGAAGAUGCACUUGGCUCCAUGGAGGAGGCACAGGUACAUGCAAGCCAAGUGGCUUGGAACGUACGAGAGUACAACGCCAGCACCGUUGCAGUUGGGGUAUUCCGACCGGCCACAGAAGCCCAAGGCUUCGAUGUUAACCUUUGAUCUGCGGGAGAAUUUGCCUGCCAUGCAUUACACUGCUGUCGAAGUUGUGCGGUGAAUGGAAACGAGAACCAUAAUUUUGUU
Hibiscus syriacus is the source of this 931-nucleotide messenger RNA. RefSeq lists its product as uncharacterized. The record is from RefSeq and is a predicted model, not a curated record. The transcript has 2 exons. Bases 36 to 905 code for a protein of 289 amino acids. NCBI's taxonomy places the organism in Eukaryota, Viridiplantae, Streptophyta, Magnoliopsida, Malvales, Malvaceae.